AUGGAGCUGGCUUCCGAACCGAGCCUCAUCGUGGCCACCCCAGUGGGCCAAGCGGGCGUUGCCCCAGCCCCCACUGCAGUAGAUGUCCGCAGCAGCGUGCUGGAUGCGAUGAAGAGCAGGCACGUUGCGCUGGGCAGCUGCACCCGCCUCCCGCCCACACGCGCCGACGUGCGCGGGCAAGCCACGGCGGUCCCCACCGCCACCUCGCUGCCGCUGGCUGCCGCCAUUCCAGCCGCCUGGCUGGCGGCGCCCGCGGUGCCGUCGCCUGAGGCGGGUGUGGUGGUUACGAUCCAUGACAGGCGCGUGCGGCUGGCGCCCUCCGGCGCCUCGCUGUACAAGCAGUGCCGGCAAUGGGUGCAGAACGACUCAGACCUGGGCGGCUGCCCCGAGCCACUGCCCACAUCCAAGCUGCCACCGCUGCCGGCGGUCCCAGAAGAGGCAGCGGCCACGCUGCAACAGCUUGCACCGCAGGAGCCGCCACUGCCAGGCCGAGCGGAAGCAGGUGCAGAGGCUGGCAGCACCAGCGGCAGCAAAGCUCCAGCGGUGGAGGUGGCAGUGACGGGCGCGGGCGGCCGCACAGGAGCGCUGGUGAUGAAGAAGCUGCUGGAGCGUCCCGACCAGUUUGCGGCUCGCGGCGUGGUGCGCAACGGCAAGAGCGCGGAGCAGCUCAAGGGCUGGGGCGCCAGCGAGGAGCAGAUCGUGAUGGGCGACAUACUGAGGGAGGGCGGCGAGGCGGCGCUGCAGCGCGCGGUGGAGGGGGCGGAUGCGCUGGUCAUCGCCACCAGCGCCGUGCCCAAGAUCAAGCCGCUGUCGCUCAUCCCCGUGCUGCUGGCCAAGGUCACGGGCAAGCAGGGCGUGCGGCCGCAGUUCAGCUUCAAGGAGGACCAGAUGCCGGAGCAGAUUGACUGGCUGGGCCAGAAGGCGCAGAUCGAUGCCGCCAAGGCCGCAGGCGUGCGCAAGGUGGUCGUCAUCUCCAGCAUGGGCGGCACCCAGAAGGACAACUUCCUCAACACAAUCGGAGACGGCAACAUCCUGGUGUGGAAGCGCAAGGCGGAGAAGUAUCUCAUUGACUCCGGGCUGACCUACACCAUUGUGCACCCGGGCGGCCUCAUUGACGAGGAGGGCGGCAAGCGCGAGCUGGUGAUCGACGUGGACGACGGGCUGAUCAACGGCGGCAGCAAGUACCGCCGCAUCCCGCGUGCCGAUGUGGCCGAGUUUGUGGUGCAGUGCCUGGCGCUGCCAGAGGCAGACAACCGCUCGGUGGACCUGGUAGCGAAGGAGCCCGGCGAUGCGCCCCCAACCACCGACUUUGCCCAGCUGCUGAAAAGCAUGCCGAAGAACUGCGACUACAGCGAUGUGGCGGCAGACGCGGCCGUCCCUGCGCAGGCAUCCGCCUGA
Messenger RNA from Chlorella variabilis, 1398 nucleotides. RefSeq lists its product as hypothetical. The transcript is spliced from 10 exons. Gene Ontology annotation, cellular component: chloroplast. The coding region runs from base 1 to 1398 and encodes 465 amino acids. The record is from RefSeq and is a predicted model, not a curated record. Gene Ontology annotation, molecular function: oxidoreductase activity. NCBI's taxonomy places the organism in Eukaryota, Viridiplantae, Chlorophyta, Trebouxiophyceae, Chlorellales, Chlorellaceae.